Zymoseptoria tritici IPO323 is the source of this 1117-nucleotide messenger RNA. RefSeq lists its product as uncharacterized. Gene Ontology annotation, biological process: meiotic attachment of telomere to nuclear envelope; mitotic telomere tethering at nuclear periphery. Lineage: Eukaryota; Fungi; Ascomycota; Dothideomycetes; Mycosphaerellales; Mycosphaerellaceae. Gene Ontology annotation, molecular function: DNA binding. Gene Ontology annotation, cellular component: nuclear membrane complex Bqt3-Bqt4. The record is from RefSeq and is a predicted model, not a curated record. The transcript is spliced from 4 exons. The annotation marks the transcript as partial.
CUUUCGCAUCUGUGAUAUCUGGACAAUCUCUUGUGACUUCACCCACGAUUUGUCCGAGCCGACGGGAUUUCAUAUUUGCGACCGCUCUGUCUAGCGCGCAAGCUUGCGACCUGCUGUCAAUUUCCCGGCCACCUCCAUCAUCAGCCAUAGCAUCAUCGUCGACCUCGACCUCCACACUCGACUCGCGCAUUCAUCGCAUCAACCCGAAUCGCUUCUCUACAAUACCGCAUAUCCUUACUGCAUCAUGGCCGACCGACCACAGCUCCCUGAGCUUCGAAACCCCAUGCUCGACGAGGAGCGUGCACCAAUGCAUGAGACCCUCGUCGAACGCAGAUGUCUCGGCCAGACCGAGCUCAAAGUGAAGCCCGGCCAGGUCAACACGUCGAAUGCGACAAAGCCCGAUAAUCUCGGCACGCUUGACUACGCGCACCUGCGAGUUCCUCUCCCGAAAGACCUCAGCGGUAGUGGCAUCUUCCUCCGAGGCGCGAACCGCAAGUGGCCCGAGGCGUACUUUUUGAUGCGACGUUCGAGCGACGGUUUCAUCAGCGCGACGGGCAUGUUCAAGGCUGCAUUCCCAUAUGCGCAGCAAGAAGAGGAGUUGUUGGAAAAGGACUACAUCAAAUCUCUGCCCGCUGCAUCGAGCGAAGAGGUUGCGGGGAACGUCUGGAUUGAUGCACACAAAGCUCUGGAACUCGCUGACGAAUACGGCAUCAAACUUUGGAUCGCCGCCCUUCUCGACCCAACACCCAUCACCCACGGCACCAACGAUCCGACCAAGAAAGGCAUCAAAUCGCCUCCCGCUUUCCACAUGCGCGACGCCGACGCUCUCGGCCGCACACCAGGCCGCGCCUCUCCCGGCACCACCACAAAAGGCAAACGCUCCGUCCGUGGAGCCAACGCACGCAGCAUGCGCUCCGAGUCGCCAACAAAGGCCUCCAAGCCUACGCCGCGCAAAAUCGCCACACCAAGAAAAGCGCGCAAAGGUCGUGGUGCGCUCGCUAGUGUCGACGAGACUGCCUCCACUGCGGGAGAGUCGGUGAAUGGCGAGAACGGAGAGUCUGUGAGGGUGGAAGUUGAGACAACCACUGUGCCUGGCGUGAAUGGCGAUGAGGAGUCG